AUGGGGCAUCGCCGAGGCAAGCUGGUGGCAUCUACCGACCCCAACUAUAAGUCCAGGAUCCAGGAUGCACCCGUAGAUGUCACCAUCUGCAAGAGUACACAAGGUUCUUGUAAUACUAAUUUCAUUGUACAGGUCGCGCAGCAGAGUCUUAAAGACCAUAGCAGGGGAAGCUGUCGAGGAUUGGCCAUUCAGCUCUUGCGCAUUGAGAAAGACAUCAAAACGAAGGUAUUUGACGGCUCGCUAUCAUUAUACGGGCGCAAGGACGACCUCAUCACUAUCGCGGGCGCUCUUUCGCUACCCAGAGAUGGGACAAUGAUUGAAUUGACUGCAUGA
Suillus plorans is the source of this 333-nucleotide messenger RNA. RefSeq lists its product as uncharacterized. The transcript is spliced from 3 exons. The coding region runs from base 1 to 333 and encodes 110 amino acids. The record is from RefSeq and is a predicted model, not a curated record. Lineage: Eukaryota; Fungi; Basidiomycota; Agaricomycetes; Boletales; Suillaceae.